Molecule: messenger RNA, 6014 nt
Organism: Echinops telfairi (small Madagascar hedgehog)
Lineage: Eukaryota; Metazoa; Chordata; Mammalia; Afrosoricida; Tenrecidae
Gene: WDR26
Product: WD repeat domain 26
Exons: 14
Biological process (GO): proteasome-mediated ubiquitin-dependent protein catabolic process
Cellular component (GO): GID complex
Molecular function (GO): protein binding
Source: RefSeq, a predicted model, not a curated record
GCAGCUGCCGCCGCCGCCACCACGGCCGCCGCCGCCUUGACCACCCCAGACCUGGGCAGCAGCCUCAAGAAGAAGAAGCGGCUCUCGCAGUCCGAUGAGGAUGUGAUUAGGCUAAUAGGACAGCACUUGAAUGGCUUAGGGCUCAACCAGACUGUUGAUCUCCUCAUGCAAGAGUCAGGAUGUCGUUUAGAACAUCCUUCUGCUACCAAAUUCCGAAAUCAUGUCAUGGAAGGAGACUGGGAUAAGGCAGAAAAUGACCUGAAUGAACUAAAGCCUUUAGUGCAUUCUCCUCAUGCUAUUGUGAGGAUGAAAUUUUUGCUGCUGCAGCAGAAGUACCUGGAAUUCCUGGAGGAUGGCAAGGUCUUGGAGGCACUUCAAGUUCUACGUUGUGAAUUGACGCCACUGAAAUACAAUACCGAGCGCAUUCAUGUUCUUAGUGGGUAUCUGAUGUGUAGCCAUGCAGAAGACCUACGUGCAAAAGCAGAAUGGGAAGGCAAAGGGACAGCUUCGAGAUCCAAACUGUUGGACAAACUUCAGACCUAUUUACCACCAUCAGUGAUGCUUCCCCCACGGCGUUUACAGACUCUUCUGCGGCAGGCUGUAGAACUACAAAGGGAUCGGUGCCUAUAUCACAAUACCAAACUUGAUAAUAACCUAGAUUCGGUGUCUCUGCUUAUAGAUCAUGUUUGCAGUAGGAGGCAGUUUCCGUGUUACACUCAACAGAUCCUUACAGAGCAUUGCAAUGAAGUGUGGUUUUGUAAAUUCUCUAAUGAUGGCACUAAACUAGCAACAGGAUCAAAAGAUACAACAGUUAUCAUAUGGCAAGUUGAUCCGGACACACACCUGCUAAAACUGCUGAAAACCUUGGAAGGCCAUGCGUAUGGGGUUUCUUACAUUGCAUGGAGUCCAGAUGACAGCUAUCUUGUUGCCUGUGGCCCAGAUGACUGCUCGGAACUUUGGCUUUGGAAUGUACAAACGGGAGAGCUAAGGACAAAAAUGAGCCAGUCUCACGAAGACAGUUUAACAAGUGUGGCUUGGAAUCCAGACGGGAAACGCUUUGUAACUGGAGGUCAGCGUGGGCAGUUCUAUCAGUGUGAUUUAGAUGGUAAUCUCCUUGACUCCUGGGAAGGGGUAAGAGUGCAAUGCCUUUGGUGCUUGAGCGACGGCAAGACUGUUCUGGCAUCAGAUACACACCAGCGAAUUCGAGGCUAUAACUUCGAGGACCUUACAGAUAGGAACAUAGUACAAGAAGAUCAUCCUAUUAUGUCUUUUACUAUUUCAAAAAAUGGCCGAUUAGCUUUGUUAAAUGUAGCAACUCAGGGAGUUCAUUUAUGGGACUUGCAAGACAGAGUUUUAGUAAGAAAAUAUCAAGGUGUUACGCAAGGGUUUUAUACAAUUCAUUCGUGUUUUGGAGGCCACAAUGAAGACUUUAUCGCUAGUGGCAGUGAAGAUCAUAAGGUGUACAUCUGGCACAAGCGUAGUGAGCUGCCAAUCGCAGAGCUGACAGGGCACACACGUACAGUGAACUGCGUGAGUUGGAACCCACAGAUUCCAUCUCUGAUGGCCAGCGCCUCAGAUGAUGGCACUGUUAGGAUAUGGGGACCAGCACCUUUUAUAGACCACCAGAAUAUUGAAGAGGAAUGCAGUAGCAUGGAUAGUUGAUGGCGAAUUUGGAGCAGACGACUUCUAACUUAAAAUUAGUCGGAUUUUAAUGGCUUGGGAUUUGGUGCAAACAAACAUGAUUGAUAUAGCUGGAUGGACAUGCUCGUCAUGAAAAAGAACCAUUUCUGAAGCCCGAUUGGGGCCAAACAUUUCCACCUUGCUUCAUAGUAACCAGUUGAGAUGAAGCGCGUCGCUAGAACGUUGUUGGACACCAUGUUGAAUUAUCCCCCCAUCGGUUGUGAAGAACUGUGCUACAUUGAGGCUUACCCAUCGAACUCAGUAUCUAUUUUUCCCUCCUGCCUUUUGUGUGGCAGGAUACCAUUCUUGUUGCUCUUCUGUGUAAUGAAGUUUAAAUGCUUGUUUGGAAAACUUUAUUUAACAGUUUAGAAGGCUUGAUAGAAAGAGUGCAUUAGUCUGAAGAGUAUACAUUGGAUAGGAAAGAAUUUCCUUCUUUUGUUUCUCCAAAUCUUUCCGCCUUAUUUAGCUUGAGAUCUUUGCAGCUUGGUUCAUGGAUUCUAGCCUUGCCCGUUGCGCAGUAUAUACUGAUCCAGAUGACAAACCAGUGAACUAUGUCAAAAGCACUCUCAAUAUUACAUUUGACAAAAAGUUUUGUACUUUUCACAUAGCUUGUUACCCCGUAAAAGGGUUAACAGCACAAUUUUUUAAAAAUAAAUUAAGAAGUAUUUAUAGGAUUAAAGUGACUUCAUUUGUAUACAUUUGGAAUCUAAACCAGCUUCAAAACAGUUUCCUCAGUGACUUAGAUAUGCAGUAUAACAGACUCUAUUGGAGUACAAGACACGGUCAGACACAGUGCUUUGGAAGGACAUUACACAGGAAAUUAAGAGUAAUACUUCAAGCCAACCCACCCCCACCUCCCACUCUGUUUAAUUCACUAGAGAAACAUCAGUACCUGCUCUUGAGAUUCAAGUUUUUAAAGGUGCGUUUUAGGUAUACCAACACAGCUCAGUAGUCAGUUUAGGUGUUCAGCAAAGCUUGUCCCAAGUUGUUCUCAACUUGGGAAGUCAUUUUGGUGUGAUCUAGCAAGAGAGUAGACAUCAGCAGAUAGAGAAGCUCUUUGGAAGCCCAUAGUGUAAUUGAGAUAUGGAAAGAAGAAUGUAGCAGCUUCUAAACAUACUUAAACUGGGUUUUAAAUAACGUCGCAGUGAGUCUUUUCCCUUAAUAGCCCUUAAUAUUUUGACAUGUAUGGAGACAUAUACCUUGUCAGUUGUCAGUUAUUGCCAUACUGAACCUCAUUCUAAACUGGUGCUGUGGGUAGUCUUUCCCUCUCCCUUCCCCUUUAGUAUAAGAAAGGUUUCCUUCAUGGGUAAGCACUUGUAAUUUUGAGAAUGUCACACUUAAAAAAGCCAAAAGCCUGAUGUUCACAUUGUGCUUUUAAACCCGUGACAGCUGAAGACAACACGCGUGGUCUCCUUGGAAACCUGCCCUUGUCAGUGGAAGAUCUAUCUGGUGACCAACACCGUUCGUAUUAGGAGGAGUUGGGGAUACCCCCAAGCAAGUCUGGUGGACAAAACGUCUCACACCAAGGUCCCUGGUCAGCCCAGCCAAGACGGUCCUGUGUUAGUAGGCUCCCUCAGGGUCCACACAAGACACAUAGCUGGGGUGUCAGGAAUUCUCCCAUGAAGGGGUGAGGGGUGGCAGCAGGAAGAAAGGGGGGAGAUCAGGGAAGGGGAGAAGAAAGCAAAACACAAUUGGCCUUAAAAUAGCCUGGGUUCUCCCAAAAGCUCAAAGAGAAAAACGGCAGAUUGUGGUCAGCAGGUUAUUUUAUCAAAUUGGUCCGUGAACGAUUUUAAGCUCCACUUUGCAGAGACCACCACUUAGAGAAUCAAAGAAUUCCUGUUUUAUGCUUCUGAGUAAAAUAUGUUACAGUUUAUCUGGAACUUCAUUUUUCUUUUAAGAUUACUUUUUACUUUCAGCUUGAAUAAAAAUCUUCAUUGGUAACUAUAUAAAUUAAGUGGCAACUUCUCUGUACCUCAGUGGUUAUUUUCAGUGAUUCGUGUGUACCCGGAAGCAUUAACACACCCCAGUCUCUACAGGAACAUCAAAAUGUGGGCAGAGACACUCCACUGCUGGGCGUUAACAGUGUGCAGUGAUGGUGCCCAUUUGGGGCAGUUUGACACUCAGACGCUCCCUAUCUACUUCACACCCCCUAGAUCAGAGUAAGAACAUAACUCCAAUUAAAAUGGAGCAACAACUAUGCAAAGGUUUCUAGAGCAGCUAGGUGAGUUUCCUCAUGCCAGCUUGCUGUAAGCAAGGUUCGGAGUUUGCCGUGCUGUGACUGCUAGGAAGUGAAGACACUGAGGGCAGGAGUGUAAUCCACAGCCACUAACUGCUGGGACUGCCACAGGCUUGGAAGGAGGCCUCGGGAAAAGGCCAAGCAAGGAUACUCCCAAGCCCGCCAUAAGAUACUCACAGAUGUAUAAAUUGAAAAGUACCAAUACUUUUUGCACACAUAUCAAAACAGAUGUUUGCCCCCCCCCAAAAAAAAAAUUCAGGUUUAGUAGGCUCAUUUCCAUGUGCUUAAAAAUGUUUUUGUUGUUCAUUAAGGGCUAGAGUAAGCAUAACAUUAAAUGUCUUUUUCCUCUUAAAUAAUUGGCAAUAUAAGGGCUGUGGGGAUUUUAAAGAUUGGUGUGAGGGUGGUGGUAAGGAACGGCCCGCAUCCUGCCCUGUGUAGCAGUCUCCACCCCAGCUCCUUGUCUGUUGCUCUUACUGGCCUGAUAGGUGUGAGUAACCAGGUAAGUCACCUGCACAGAGUGAAUGUUGCUACCGUCCUGGCAAGGUAGGGUAUGAAUAAAAAGGGAUCCCCUAACUAUAUAGUCGGUAAUUACAAUAAUCACUAGUUAAAGGGUUUCUUGCCCUGUUGUCUAGCAAUCACACGUAAUGGCGGUCAUUGUUAGUCAUGGUCUGCUUCUUGUGGCGCUCCACAGUAUUAAUAGAAAACCCUCCCCCCACCCUUCCCCAUCUUGAAAUUCUCUUUUUUAGGAUGUUGGUUCCUGCAAAUGAGAGAACUGACCCAGUCACCUCUGCCUCGCAAUGGGUAAAACUACAUCUCUUGAAAGGGGCAGAGCCCUGUCCGUUUCUGUACAGCAGAAUGGCUGCUUUUCAAUGGGGAGGAGAGAAGACAUUGUUCUUAAUAUCCUUUUGGUCCCAAAUCAAGAAGUGUACGUAAUACCUCCCAUUAGUUUUCCUCAUUUAGACUUAAGGAGCUCCCAUUUGGGGCGCCCCAAAACGUUUCUUCCAUUUCAGAAACCAUAUCUGAUUUAAAAUCAACUGCUAACUUUUAAAGAAAAAGGUGAAUUUGCAUCUACACUUGACAUUUUCUAAAAACAGGGUGAACUUAAAAUUUUUCAGUGUUGUUAAAGCUAUUGUUCUAAUAGCGGCCCUAUAGUUGCAAAAACAAAAAAGGGAACCUAUGUCCUAUAUCCUUAAUCCAGAUAGCCUGGAUUCAAUGGGCCUAGUAUAAAAGUUGUGUGUGUGUGUGUGCGCGCGUGCGCGCGCAUGUACAUGUAUGCGAGAGACUAGUAAGUCCUGGAGACAAGCUGUUCUAGAUUUUGUCAAUUUUACUAAAGUCUUUAAAAGUGCACAUGUGAAGUGCCCUCUUUGAAUUUAGGUUUGGUUAAUACUGGUAUGUUUUUUUAUACGAUUGAAACUGACCCAAUGUUUAACUAAGAAACAUUUCUCAUUAUUGGAAUCAAUGUGCUAGAACUGAAUCAGAACAUUUUUAGGCACAGAUGGAAAAAAAUGUGAUUGGCUCCUUGAAAAUGGGUAUGUGUAGCAAGGGGAAUGGAUCCACGAAGGCGUGUACGUACUUACGUACUACAAACCAAGCUGUAGAGACCAAGGACAUAACUUAAGUGUUGAUCUCCCGAUUUCUAAAUUGUCAAGAUUUACAUGGAGUUGUGGUGGAACUAGUUAACACUUAGAGCUUUGGGUAUGUAAUGACUAUUUGCUAUGGACUGAUUGUUUCAAAGGAUUGCAUUCUUAAAUUUGGUGAAGGGGGGAUUUUUUUGUGUUGCUUUUUUUCUCAGAUUAUAUUUAGCUUAAAUUUCUUUGCUAUAUUAUUUCAUUAAAGCAUAAAAACUUCAGGUCUCUUAAUAUUUAUUUUCACUUGUUCUACUAAUUAUUUACCAAACACCCUUUGUUAACUUUUAUUUUAUAAAUGUGUAGCAUAUUAAACAUCGUAAAAUUCUGUUUGAAUGAAACUACAGUAACCUUUAUUUGCUUUACUGGGAUUUUUUUUUUUAAUACACCUUUCUCAUGUCGGUGCCCAGCACUUAACAAUCGUUUGUAUUCCCUUUCUUUCAAUCCAAUAAACAGAAUGAAUAACUAUGUGA